AUGGGAACCUUCAAGGUAGAGCUGUACAUGGACGAAAUGCCUCUAACUGCCUCCAAUUGGAUUGAUUUGGCGAAGACCGGGUUCUAUGACGGAAUCCACUUCCACCGUGUCAUCCCCGGAUUUAUGUGCCAGUUCGGCUGCCCGAACGCGAAGGAUCCUCGAAGCCCCAGGGCUGGCACCGGCGGCCCGCCAGAUGGAAGCUUUGAGGUCCUGGAUGGUUCCGGCCGGGAGGCUCGCCGCUCAAACGGAGGGAACAUCGAGGAUGAAUUUACUGCCAAGCUUGGCAACGAGCCGGGCACACUGUCCAUGGCCAACACGGGGCGCCCUAACUCCGGCGGUUCCCAAUUCUUCAUCAACGUGAACAACAACAGCUUCUUGAACUGGUUCGACCGAUCUUCGCCAUCGGCACAUCCGGUGUUUGGCAAGGUUGUUGAGGGGUACGACCUCAUCGAAAAAAUCUCCCAGGUGCGGACGACAAACGACUGCCCGGAUGAACCGGUGCAGAUGAUCAAGAUCACCGUUGAGGGAGCAUAG
Molecule: messenger RNA, 534 nt
Organism: Symbiodinium sp. CCMP2456
Lineage: Eukaryota; Dinophyceae; Suessiales; Symbiodiniaceae
Source: the annotation of a GenBank genome assembly